GGGAACGACAUCACUUAUCCACAACACAUCCACUCACUUCAGGGGAAACUACUAGCUGGGUGAAGUUUUAGAGAUCUGCCCUGUUCAUCAGAAGAACACCACGUCUUUUUGCUGACGCUUUCUGAUAUUUGUCUUUUUGGAGAAACCUUUUUUUUUUUUUUUUUUUUACCAAAACGGUUUUUCUUUUGACAGCUUAGACAAUGAGGUGUUUGAUAGUUGCUUUGGUCGUGAUUCUCUCUCUGUGUCAGAUUGGAAGAAAUCCAGUUGAUGCGGGGAUGUGCUGGCUGCAGCACGGUCCAGACCACCGGUGUGACAUGGUGCUGAUGAGAGAGGUGAGCAGAGAGGAGUGCUGCGAUGGGGGUCGCCUGGACACGGCGUGGUCCAACACCAGCCUGCCGCUGAAUGAAGUCAGCCUUCUGGGCUUCCUGGGUAUCGUCUCCUGCAAACCGUGCAGAGACUCAUGCGAGGGAGUCAAAUGCAGUCCCGGGAAGGUUUGCAAGAUGAAAAUGGGAAGGCCUCAGUGCGUGUGCUCUCCAGACUGCUCUCACAUUCCCAGGAAGCACGCCGUCUGCGGCAGCGACGGCAAGUCUUACAGGGAUGAGUGUGCCCUGCUGAUGGCUCGCUGCAUGGGACAGCCAGACCUGGAAGUCAUGUAUCAGGGAGAGUGCAAAAAGUCAUGCUCCAAUGUUGUGUGUCCGGGAACCCACACCUGUGUGACCGACCAGACCAACAGCGCCCACUGCGUCAUGUGCCGCACCUCGCCAUGCCCCGUGACAUCCGAGCAACAGAUCUGUGGCAACGACAACAUCACCUAUCAGAGCGCCUGCCACCUCCGCAGGGCCACCUGCUUCCUCGGACACUCCAUAGGAGUCCGCCACUAUGGCCACUGCAACAGUCCACCUCGGAGCUCUCACAAAUUCAGGGCCAGCGAGGAGAACGCCGUGUAGAAUUUCUUUCUUCCACAGGAUAUGAGUCGAUCGACCGAAAUUUCACACCUCCAGCUUCCCAAGAUGACCUCUUGAGUUUGACAAUCACUUCCAAUCUCCUCACUGUGCACAGAAAGAUUGUAGGAAGACAACACAUUGUGUUAUCCCUGUUGUGUGGGAGGCAGAUAAAUGUGUGUCUUGGCAUGAGCUCUUUGGGAGAUGUGUGCAUAUUGUAAAUAGAUUACCAAUACUAUUUAUUGGAGAAGGUAUAAAACUCUAUUUAUGAUUUUAUUCCAAUAAUUAAUUCAUUUAACCUUGGGGAAGCUAAUUGUUUUUGUUAAAGGUACAUUAGCUGUCAUAGGCUUUGGUAUUCACACCUUCUUUACAUCAUUUUAUAGUCCCCAUUCCACACAGACCAUCUUCCAUAGUGGUGGUUGAAGACCCAAGAGCCAAUAUGUUUAGAGAGGUGAUGUCACUUGAUGGUCAGUCAGUGUGGCUUCAUUUCACCAAGAAAAAGCACAUCUGCAGUGCUGUUGUAUGUAAUUCAGCUUCAGUUUGUGUGCAGAGGAAGAGACUCAACCUUAAGAAACCUCAACAGUCAUUACAGUCAUCACCCCUCCUCCUCCAAGCACACACACUGUUAUUCUUACUCCAGGUCCAAGCUAUUGGCCACCCGCUGCUGACUAAAAUUACCAGCCUAUUUUUUCUUUUUUUUUUGUCGACUUUUUGCUACAAACCCCAGCCAUUUACAAUACCUACUCUGUUUAUUGCUUGGCUUUAUUUUGCCAGUGCAUUUUUAGAGUUCCAUACAAAACAGCAUCUGGGGCAAGUUUGCCCAGAUGCUGUUUUGUCAUUUUGAUUUUGAUUGGACUCUUUUUUUGAAGUGCCGACUUGACAGAAAAAUGCUAUUAGUGCCAUCUGACUUGGAAGAAAAUUUAAUUUGUCUGGGAAUGCCCUACAGAUUGAGCCAAUUCAGUAGAUCCGAUUAUAGUGUCUUCAGCUGUUGUUGACACUGGUAAACCUGCGCAUACCAACACGUACCACUGAACGGUCCAGUUAAAUCUUCUAAACUCAAAGCAGAUGGCAGAAUGCUUUAAACAGUGCUUGAUGGGUACUGUGAAACAUUUUAAUGAUCCCUCUGUAAGUAUAUGCCUUUUUCUGUAUGUACCUGUGUAUCUACUGUGAAAUCUGAAUGAUGACUGCAACAACAUAUUUUUGUAUUUUUGUACUGACAUUUAAAAGACUCAUAAAGUUUGUGAUUUAUCAGCAA
Molecule: messenger RNA, 2196 nt
Organism: Xiphophorus hellerii (green swordtail)
Lineage: Eukaryota; Metazoa; Chordata; Actinopteri; Cyprinodontiformes; Poeciliidae
Gene: fstl3
Product: follistatin-like 3 (secreted glycoprotein)
Exons: 5
Coding region: 201-947 (248 amino acids)
Biological process (GO): anatomical structure development
Molecular function (GO): protein binding; extracellular matrix binding; collagen binding
Source: RefSeq, a predicted model, not a curated record